AUGGGGAACACCACCAGCGAGCGGGUGUCGGAGCGCCACGGCGCCAAGGCUGCCCGCGCCGAGGGCGGCGGCGGCCCCGCGCCCGGCAAGGAGCACAAGAUCAUGGUGGGCAGCACCGACGACCCCAGCGUCUUCAGUCUGCCCGACGCCAAGCUCUCUGGAGACAAAGAGUUUGUGUCCUGGCAGCAGGAUUUGGAUGACGGUGUCAAGCCCACCCAGCAGGCCCGGCCCACUGUGAUCCGCUGGUCCGAAGGCGGCAAGGAGGUCUUCAUCUCCGGGUCCUUCAACAACUGGAGCACCAAGAUUCCACUGAUAAAGAGCCAUAAUGACUUUGUUGCCAUCCUGGACCUCCCAGAGGGGGAGCACCAGUACAAGUUCUUCGUGGACGGACAGUGGGUUCACGAUCCGUCUGAGCCUGUGGUUACCAGUCAGCUUGGCACAAUUAACAACUUGAUCCAUGUCAAGAAAUCUGAUUUUGAAGUAUUUGAUGCUUUAAAGCUUGACUCCCUGGAAAGCUCUGAGACAUCGUGCCGAGAUCUUUCCAGCUCACCCCCAGGGCCUUAUGGUCAAGAAAUGUACGUGUUUCGAUCCGAGGAAAGAUUUAAAUCACCACCUAUCCUUCCUCCUCACCUACUCCAAGUUAUUCUUAACAAGGACACUAAUAUUUCUUGCGACCCAGCUCUGCUUCCCGAGCCCAACCACGUCAUGCUGAACCAUCUCUACGCGCUGUCCAUUAAGGACAGCGUGAUGGUCCUUAGUGCGACCCACCGCUACAAGAAGAAGUAUGUCACCACGCUGCUGUACAAGCCCAUCUGAAGGCCUGCGCCCCGCACGCAGGAGAGGUGGCACCCGGCCUGUGAACUGAGCCAGUCCACGCAGACUGGGAGGCUGAUUUGCUUUGAGGCUGACGUGUGUGUUUCAGAGCCUCUGAGUAGGGCUCUGCUUUUGCAUUUGAUUGCACAUGAGAGCUUUAUGAGUUCAUGGAGUUUAUUUUAAGAAAAAAAAAACCAUAUAUAUACCUAUGAGAGAAAGGUUACUGGGAGCCUUCUAGCCCCAGCUCGAUACCGUCUCUGCCUGUGGGCACUUGCCACACUCACGGGGAGCUUCAGGAAUGACCAUUCAGGAAGCUUUUCCUGCAAUGAAAGAACAGCAGCUCCUUGUUGGGCUCAGGUCUGCCACUGCACCUUGGGUGUCCGAGGGACAGAUUGCUUCCAGGGCUGCCGUCCUCACAGCCGCCUCGUUGCCGGCGGCCUCUCUCGCGUGGGUUCUCUGUACUCGCGUGUACGUGGCACAGUCUGCUGAGUUUCCAUGCAGCACCAGAUGCCCCACAAGAACCCUUUUCUUCUCAUUUCAUAACUCUCUGUUCUGGAACAGCCUCUGUAGAUCUUACCCUUGACUCCUCUACUGCAGAACUCAUAGGGCUAGUGACCCCUUUGAAAAGCUGUGACACCUGACCCACCUUCGACUCUAGACUGCCAGGGGUCUCCCUGUUAGCCCAGCACAGGCCCAGGGCACUUUGUUACAGCUUGUUUUAACUUCUAAAGAAAAAAAAAAAAAGGCAUAGUAAGAAAGGCAGAGUGCAGAGAUGUGUCUGUUUUUGUUUGGAUGUGGUCCUGGCGGACGGCACAGUUCCAUAGGUCUUCCCACUUAGCCUGGCCCUGUUCGCAGCCUGGCCCGGUCAAAGCCGACAGCUCAGCAGGCAGGUGUUGGACCAGGGAUUGCUUCCAUGUCUUUCGACCCUGAAAGAUUUUCAUGUGCCUAUGUUUUUCUGUAAUUUAAAAACCUGCAUUUCCAUUGGUCAUAACAGACUAUUGAAGAUUUUCAGGCUUUGGACAAAUGGUUAAGAUGUUGUUCUUUAGAGAAUUCUGCAGUCUUACAUUAAUACAGCCAGCCCUGUGUACAUGAUCGCACCAGGCGGUACUCUAGAUGCACGGCUUUCAGGCCCAUUUGAUAUUCGAUGCACAUACUAGAUCCUCUUAACUCUAACAAUGUGUAAGGCCAAGAAACAAAAAGUUAUCACUGGUAUUCAUUACCAUGAAAAAUACUGCUCUCUCCAUAAAGUGCUAACAGAUUGGG
Molecule: messenger RNA, 2076 nt
Organism: Jaculus jaculus (lesser Egyptian jerboa)
Lineage: Eukaryota; Metazoa; Chordata; Mammalia; Rodentia; Dipodidae
Gene: Prkab2
Product: protein kinase AMP-activated non-catalytic subunit beta 2
Exons: 7
Coding region: 1-816 (271 amino acids)
Biological process (GO): signal transduction
Cellular component (GO): cytoplasm; nucleotide-activated protein kinase complex; nucleus
Molecular function (GO): protein kinase binding
Source: RefSeq, a predicted model, not a curated record